Molecule: messenger RNA, 11245 nt
Organism: Pan troglodytes (chimpanzee)
Lineage: Eukaryota; Metazoa; Chordata; Mammalia; Primates; Hominidae
Gene: IFNE
Product: interferon epsilon
Exons: 3
Coding region: 5175-5801 (208 amino acids)
Biological process (GO): defense response
Cellular component (GO): extracellular region
Molecular function (GO): cytokine receptor binding
Source: RefSeq, a predicted model, not a curated record
UGUGAAAAUAUUUUCAAAAUUUCUAGACUUUGAAUACAAUUAUAUUUUGUUUUUAAUCUUUUAGAUCAGGGUUCAGCAAACCUUUCUGUAAAAGACCAGAGAGUAAAUAUUUCAGGUUUUGUAGACCAUAUAGUUCCUAUCACAACUAUUCAGCCUUGCUAUUGUAGCAUGAAAGUGCCAUAACAAAUGAGCAUCAUUGUGUUCUAAUAAAACUUUAUUUACAAAAGUAGGUGGUAGGCCGGAUGCAGUGGCUCACGCCUGUAAUUCCAGCACUUUGGGAGGCCAAGGCGGGCAGAUCACGAGGUCAGGAGAUCGAGACCAUCCUGGCUAAAACAGUGAAACCCCAUCUCUACUAAAAAUAUAAAAAAAUUAGCUGGGUGUGGUGGUGGGCGCCUGUAGUCCCAGCUACUUGGGAGGCUGAGGCAGGAGAAUGGCGUGAACCUGGGAGGCGGAGCUUGCGGUUAGCCGAGAUCAAGCCACUGCACUCCAGCCUGGGCGACAAAGCAAAACUCCAUCUCAAAAAAAAAAAAAAAAAAAAAAAGAAGAAGCAGGUGGUAGGACACAUUUGGUCCAUAGGCUAUAGUUUGCCAACUCCCACUUUAGAUUAUUUAUAAUGAGAGAACCUCCACUUCUAGUCAUGAGGGACAACUAGAUUUAUCAUCUCACUUUGAACAACUAGAAUACUGAGUAAAAUAUAUGAAAAAUGGUUUUUAGACAUUGGAUAACACACAGCAUAAGAUAAUGAUCCUUGAGAGAAAGGAAAGAAAUACAGUAAGCCCUACAAUUGCUCCAGCUUAAUGCUGGAUAGAAAAUUGGCAGGCUGCAGCACAAAGAGGAGGAAACUCCAACAGACCAGUGUUCUCAAUGAGUUGAUAUGUCAUAGUUUGGAGUUCAGGGAGGCAGCAAAAUAUUGGAGAAGAUAUUGCUGCACAGAGGGAAAUUGGGGAAGAAUGAAUGAGAGCUACGAAGAUCUGUAAAAAUGUCUUCAGGAGUCUUUAGCUAAUGUGUGGUUUGUGUAUGUAUGUAAAAGAGUUACCCGAUUAGGAAAAGAACACCCAGAAAGGAGCAGGCAGUACAGGCUGUCCCCAGUGCUAACACAGGGCUGGGGAUAUUUCAUGUUUCCAGCAGCCAGAGGGCAAAAAUCUCCAAAUUCAGAGAGCAUUAAGUAGAGUCCUCAAAAGACUAUAUUCUUGGUUGCAAAGGCAUUGCCCUAAAUUAUAAAGUCUGCUUCACUCAUGCUAACAAAGCCAAUGUCAGAGGAAUCCAAUUCCAAGUAACUCAACUAUACCCUAAAACAAAGUUCAACUGUACGUAAAGGACUUAACAAAUCCAACUCCCAUUAAAGUAAAAUUUACAAUGCUCAGAAUCCACUCAAAAGUUACCAAACAUGCAAAAGACAUAGGAAAAUAGGACCCAUAAAGAGUAGAAAUAUAAUUGACAAGACCAGACUCAGAAAUGACACAAAUGAUAGAAUUAUCAGAAAAGGAGAUAAAACACCUACUAUAAAUGUACUCCAUAUGCUCAAGAAUGUAGAGGAAAAGAUGAAUGUGAUGAGGAAAGAAAUGUAGAUAUGAAAAAGAAACAAAUUCAACUUCUAUAAAUGAAAGUAUAAUAUCUGAAGUGAUAAAUAUACUGGAUGGGAUUAACUGUAGAUAAGAUACUACCAAAGGAAAUACCAAUAAGCUUGAAGGCAGACUUAGAAACUGUUAGAAAUAAGACAGAGGAAAAGACUAAAAAGUAAAUGAGCAAAGCUUCAGGGAACUGUGUGAUAAUAUUAAACAGUCAAACACAUCUAGAGAUGUAGUCCCAGAAGAGAUUAGGAAGGAGGGAAUGGUAAUAGAAAAAUGUUAAAAGAAAUAAAGUCUGAAACUUUUUCAAAUUUGAUGAAAAUGAUAAAAUCAUGGAUUCACAAAGCUCAAAAAAAACCUUGUAAAAAAGACAAGAAGAAAAUCACACCAAAGCACAUUAUUAUCAAAUUUCUAGAAAAUAGUGAUAGUAAAUCUUAAAAGCUGCCAGAGAAAAAGAAGAAACAUUAUGCACAGAGGAAUAAAAUUAAGAAUGACCACAGUCUUCUCUUCAGAAAUUAUGCAAGCCAGAAUAGAGUAGAGCAACAUCUUUACAAUUCUUAAAGAAAAACUAUAUCAACUUAGAAUUCUAUACCCAGCAAAAAUAUAUUUCAAAAAGAAGACACAAUACUUUUUCAGACAGACAAAAGCCAAGAGAGUUUAUUUCCAGGGGACGUGUAAUAUAAGAAAUAUUAGUGAAAGUAGUGUAAAGAAUGAGAGAGAGGAAAUAUAAGGAUACUGUUAUAAUAUCCCUACACUGUACUUUAAGUGGAUUGUAAUAUUAUUUGAAGGUAAACUGUAAUAUGUUAAAUAAAGAUGUAUAUUUUUAAUCCUAGAGAAACUGCUAUGAAAACAAAAAGUAAAACAAAGUGGUAUUACUAACAAGCCAAUAAUGGAGAUAAAAUGGGCAAUAGAAAACAACAACAAAAAUUCAAUCCAAAAGAAGGAAGGAAAAGCUUAAAAGUGAGAAAAAGAACAUAUGGGCAGUUAGAAAACAAAUAAUAAAGUGGUAGAUAUAAACUGAGCCAUACUGAAAAUUACGUUAAAUUUAAUGACCUAAACACUCUAAUAAAGCAAAGAUUGUCAGACAGAAUAAAAUACAAGGUCCAACUAUACGCUCUGUACAAGAAACUCACUUUAAUAUAAUAACAUGAAUAAGUUAAAUUAAAAGAUGCAAUAAAAGACAUAUUAUGCUAACACUAAUUAAAAAAACAGAAAUGAUUAUCAGAGAAAGUUGAUUUAGGAGUAAGGAAUAAUGCAAAGGAUACAGGGGAACAUUUUAAAAUAAAGGGGUCAAUUCAUCAAGACGACAUAAUAAUCCUAAAUAUGAUGCACCUAAUACUAAAGUUCUAAAAUAUAUAAGGCAAAAACUGAUAGAACUGAAAUGGGAGAUAGGCAAAUCUAAAAUUAUACUAGGGAUUUCAGCUCUUCUGUCUUGAUAGUUGAUAGAACAAAUAGACCAUCAGAAAGGAUACAGAAAAUUUCAAACACUUUCAAUCAGCUUAACCUAUUUGACAUUUAUAAAACAGUCCAACCAACAAAAGUAGAACAUUAUUAUUUCAAGUUCACAAGGAACUGCCACCAAGAUAAACCAUAUUCUAAGCCAUAAAAUAAGUCUCAAUAAAUUUAAAAUACAUUCUUUAACCACAACAGAUUCAAAUAUGAAAUCAGUAACAGAAAGGCAUCUGGAAAAUCCCUGAUCAUUUGGAAAUUAAACAACAUUUAGAUCAUUUUUGUCAAUUGAAUGAAAAUGAUGAGAAAGCCUUAUAGAUCAGAGCUCGUUGUUAUUAGACGGAGUCACUUCUGAUAUUCUUAAUUUAUUUUUAUAUUGUUUUCCCGAAGCUCAGCAUUAAAUAUUUAAAGAUUUUUUGAGACUAGUCAAAAUUCUACUUUCCAGAUAGAUUGAGCAUAAUGUUAUGAAACAAGUGUUAUUCCUUUCGUAUAUUAUAUAUUAUCAUAUGUCUUUUCUCUCUCUUUCUCUUUCUCUCUCUCUCUCUCUCUCUCUCAGAUAGGGAGGGAAAAGACCCUCUGUGGAGCAUGCUGACUGAGUUUAUUUCAACUUAUUAAUACUAGACUAAGUGACCAAACAUACAGCUGAGCUGGUAUAUAAUGAGACCAUACAUGUUUACAGAGUGCCUGUUUUUGACAUUUAGGGAUUCACCCAGCUGCCUGCAGAGAAAUGAUUAAAGAUAAGACUCAACAUCUUGUAUUACUUUGUGUAGAACAUAUUAAUUUAUUCCAAGUCAACACAUAUUUAUUAAGCAACUACUAUAGUUGUUUAGACAGCAAAGAAAUCAGUAAUCAGUGUUUAUUUCACACUCUGAAGAGACUUUUAAUCAUGUAAGUACAUAGUCAAGUAUAAGACAGAACAAGAAAGGUGUCUUAAAUAAGGUAGGUACAAAGUGUUGUGGGGAUCCAGAAGAUUAUGGCUCCUUGGGGGAGAUCUGGGCCUUAAAGGACAAGUAGUCUUUAGUCCUUGCACAGAAAGGUUCUUGAGGUAAAGGAGGCAACAGUUGAUGUUUCAGAGAAAGCAUCAUCAAUAAACACACACACACACAAGUGCCAGCUGUAUUAAGGGAAUACUAAAUCACUUACUUUAUCUGGAGUUCAGAUUCCUUCACACUAUAUUUAGAGCAACAGUGGGAUAAGAUUGGAAAGGUAUACUGGGGGCUUAUUCAAGAGGAACUUAGAAUAUGGAACUGGGUAUUUGUAAUUCAAAGGACAUUAUUAAUGUAGAGAUGUUCACAUUAGUUUACCAGAGCUAUCACUAUUCUAGGGAAUAUACGCUAACCAAAUGCCCCCAAUCUCUCUUCACAUAUAAUUUUGUCAUCUACAAUGGAUAUAUAUCAUUUAAUUAUAUGGCUGUACCAACAUAUAUGUAAUCAUUCACCUGUCGUUGAACCUAUAGGUUGUUUCUAAUAUUCUGCUUUGCAAUAAUAUUAUAACACUCUCCUUUUGCUAAUUUUUUUUGCAUUGCUUCUAUAGGCUAGAAUCUUAGAUAUUAAACUGAUAGGAUAAGAUAUAAAAUAAUUUAAGAUUGCUGAUAUAUGUUUUAAAAUUAAUUUGCUCAAGCAUUUGUGACAAUUUACAGUUCUAAUUGAGGUUUUAAAUUUAGUAUUUUGUAGGUAUUUUAAGUUUUGCCCCUGAAUUCUUUAUAGGUGCUGAUAAGCCUUUGUUAAGUUUUACUCCAUGAAAGACUAUUACUGAAAAAAACUUAAUCUCAAUAAAAGAACUUUAAUAAGCUUGACUAAAUAUUUAGAAAGCACAUUGUGUUCAGUGAAACUUUGUAUAUAAUGAAUAGAAUAAUAAAAGAUUAUAUUGGAUGACUAGUCUGUAAUUGCCUCAAGGAAAGCAUACAAUGAAUAAGUUAUUUUGGUACUUCCUCAAAAUAGCCAACACAAUAGGGAAAUGGAGAAAAUGUACUCUGAACACCAUGAAAAGGGAACCUGAAAAUCUGAUGUGUAAACUUGGAGAAAUGACAUUAGAAAACGAAAGCAACAAAAGAGAACACUCUCCAAAAUAAUCUGAGAUGCAUGAAAGGCAAACAUUCGCUAGAGCUGGAAUUUCCCUAAGUCUAUGCAGGGAUAAGUAGCAUAUUUGACCUUCACCAUGAUUAUCAAGCACUUCUUUGGAAUUGUGUUGGUGCUGCUGGCCUCUACCACUAUCUUCUCUCUAGAUUUGAAACUGAUUAUCUUCCAGCAAAGACAAGUGAAUCAAGAAAGUUUAAAACUCUUGAAUAAGUUGCAAACCUUGUCAAUUCAGCAGUGUCUACCACACAGGAAAAACUUUCUGCUUCCUCAGAAGUCUUUGAGUCCUCAGCAGUACCAAAAAGGACACACUCUGGCCAUUCUCCAUGAGAUGCUUCAGCAGAUCUUCAGCCUCUUCAGGGCAAAUAUUUCUCUGGAUGGUUGGGAGGAAAACCACAUGGAGAAAUUCCUCAUUCAACUUCAUCAACAGCUAGAAUACCUAGAAGCACUCAUGGGACUGGAAGCAGAGAAGCUAAGUGGUACUUUGGGUAGUGAUAACCUUAGAUUACAAGUUAAAAUGUACUUCCGAAGGAUCCAUGAUUACCUGGAAAACCAGGACGACAGCACCUGUGCCUGGGCCAUUGUCCAAGUAGAAAUCAGCCGAUGUCUGUUCUUUGUGUUCAGUCUCACAGAAAAACUGAGCAAACAAGGAAGACCCUUGAACGACAUGAAGCAAGAGCUUACUACAGAGUUUAGAAGCCCAAGGUAGGUGGAGGGACUAGAGGACUUCUCCAGACAUGAUUAUUUCUGUUCUUCAUAGAGUGGAAUUUAUAGUACAAUCACAUUGUUUUGAUUUUGUGUAUAUAUAUAUUUAUCUGUGUUUUAAGAUUGUGCAUAUUGACCACAAUUGUUUUUAUUUUGUAAUGUGGCUUUAUGUAGUCUAUCCAUUUUAAAUUGUUUGUAUGUCAAAAUAAAUUCAUUAAUAUGGUUGAUUCUUCAAAUGGGUGUAUUUUCAUACAGGCUGGCUGGGUAGAUACAAUAAAAUAUGCCACUAAUGUAAAAAUACUUUCCUUAACAUAGAACUCCAUUGCAAUGAUUUGCUUAUUUGCCAGAAAUUGCUAGAGACAAUGAGAAGUACUGGGAAUAAUUUGCAUUUUAAGAUUUGAAAAUAUUAUUACACAGUGAAUAUUUACAUUACAGGAGACACAAUAGAAAUAUGGUGAAAGGACAUGAACAGUUUGCAGAGAAAAAAAACUACAUUAAAAGAGGUUCAGUCUCACUCAUGAUAAUAGAAAUACAAAUUAAAUAGCAUGCAUGCCAUUUAUAGUACAACCACUAUGGAGGCAAUUAGGUGAUAUCUAUGAAAAUUACAGAUGCAUGUAGCCUUUCAUCUAUAAAUUCUAGGCCUGGAAAUGUGUCCUAUAAAAAUACUUGCCCACAGCUGGGCGUGGUGGCUCAGGCCUGUAAUCCUAGCACUUUGGGAGGCUGAGGAGGGUGGAUCACAAGGUCAGGAGUUCGAGACCAGCCUGGCCAAUAUGGUGAAACCCUGUCUCUACUAAAAAUACAAAAAUUAGCCGGGCAUGGUGGCGGGCACCUGUAGUCCCAGCUACUUGGAAGGCUGAGGCAAGAGAAUCACCUGAACCUGGGAGGUGGAGGUUGCAGUGAGCCGAGAUCAUGCCACUGCACUCCAGCCUGGGCAACAGAGUGAGACUCUAUCUCAAAACAAAACAAAACAAAACAACAACAACAACAACAAAAACUUGCCCACGUGUGAAAUAACUUACAAACAAUAUUAUUCUCUGCAGCACUAUUAGUAAUACCAAAAGACAAGAAACCAUCUCGAUUUUCCUAAUUAGAGACAGUUGAGGCAUAUUCAUAUAAAGGAACACUAUUCAGCUGGAGAAACAAAUGAGACGGUAUUUCUUUUUAAAAAGUUGAAAAUAGGCAAGAUACAGAGCAGUGUACAUAAAAUGCUACAUUUGGGGUGAAAAUGUUAAAUAAAACUUAUGUUUGUCCUUACUGUGUAUAAAUAAAGAAUAAGAAAUAAAUUACAAUGAUUACCUGUAUUUAGGAGAAGAAGGAAGAGUGAAGAAGGAGAUUAGGGUGGGAGAGAUUUUAUAGCUCCUUUAAAAAUUUUUAUAUUAAAUUGUGUGAAUAUUACAAAUUAAGAUAAUAAUUUAAAAUGUAUCUAACGAGUCACAGUUAUCAGAAAUAUGCAUGAGGGAGUCUGGCUGGUGAAGGUCAAAAGGAACAGGAGACUGAGUUAGCCUGCCCCUGGUUGGGAUGUCUGCUUGGAGGAGGGCUGGAGAGAAGCACACCCGUGCCAAGGGAGAGCGUUCCUGCUCCUGGGAGAUGCCAGUGAUGGAGGGAUUCCAGCUCUUCUAGCCAGGAACUCCCAGAAGUCACCACGGAACAAUGUGGGGGCAGAGAAACUAAAGUUGAGGCUUGGUGGCUAUCCCACUUUCGUCCACUGUAAGCAGCAGAGCCACAGCCCAAAACUCUGAUGCUAGUUCUACUACCAUGUGUCAUGUUCUACGUCAGAUGCAUUGCGUAAUUGGAGGUAAAAGUCAGUAGUAAAUGUAAAAACUUAGGAACGAAGCAUACUCCAGUUCAGUUUAAUUAAUGCAAAUGAGUAAUGGCUGCUACUUUAGACUUGGUUUAAAAGGGAAGAGUAGGAACCGAAUAGGAUCCUGAAAGUGAGACAGUCACCUGCAAUAGUGAAGAAGGGUAAGGAAGCAGAGGCUGUCAAUCAGAAGCAAGUCUUUGCUGACUUCACAUUGCAGCCAGGGGUUGAUCUGUUUACCUUCAAAUUCACACAAAGGUAGUGAAGUGGAGGAAGGAGAAAUACCACAAGGAACUGCAAAUAUAAGUUACUUUUCUUCUCAUGGUCUAGAAAAUUUUUUGUUGUUCUUUAAACCAGGAAGUUUUUAGAACCAAAUCCUUCAUUUAACACAUUAUCCAAUUUUCAAAUUGACCUUACAAAGUGCCUUCUGUAAUUAUUUUUUUCUCAAGUGAGAACAAGACUGUAAAGGUGAAAUAACAUGCUCAAAGUAAUGUAGCAAGCCACAGAGCUUGCAGAUACCAGAGCAAAGAUCUUAUCCCAAGUCAGCCUGACUCAAAAGUCUGCACUGUGUUGUUGACAACUCAAACCUGAAUAGCAUUGUGAAAUAUCACUGCAAAAUAAUAAUAAUAAUAAUAAUUUUCUCCUAGCUUUCUUUAUUCAAGUUUACAAUGGUCUCUGAAGUCUUGAAUUAAAGAAAAGAUAUUUUCCUUUCUCUUGACAUUGCUUCCUUAAGAACUGAGAACAGAAUGGAGGAACUGUCAAAUGGAAACGUUUAGAAAAUAAUGCUCAUAUUUAGAAGUUUAAACUAAUACUUUAUAUACUAAUGUUUUCCCAAACAUUUAGGUUUAUUAAGUUGAUAUCCUGUUGUAUAACCACCUCAAUGCCUAGCACAAAAUAAAAAAUUGUUACUUUUAAAUAUGUGUGCCCUUUUAAAACUCCAAAACCAGAGUUCUAAACUUGGGAAUAUUGGGAAGGAGAGACGUAUUAAAAGAUUGGACUCCUGGCUUAGUAGCACAUGGAAAGGCUUGGAGUAUGGGUAGGUUCAUUUGUAUUUGCAGGCUGAGUUAUAUUUUUGUUACAUCUAUAUGUAUUGAGCUAAACAAAUCAUUAAAUCCAAAAGCAGGUUACAAAAUAAUAAUAAUAACAGCAUCAUCAUAUUUUCUACAAAUAAAACAUUCAUGAAAAGUAUAUGAAAAGAAAUGCAUGAAAAUGUUCAUAGUACUACUGUCUUUGGGAUAGAAUUUACAUGUACUUAAACUUUUUGGAUUAAAUAUUUCUCCCAUGAAUAAGGAUUCCUUUUAGAACCAGGAAAAAAAAUAAAAUUAUUAUAUUUUUGAAAUUAAAAAAAAGAACAGGCUGGGUGCAGUAGCCCAUGCCUGUAAUCCCAGCACUUCGGGAGGCCAAGGCAGGCAGAUUGCUUGAGCCCAGGAGUGUGAGGUCAGCCUAAGCAACAUGGUGAGAUCCCAUCUCUACUUUAAAAAUUAAAAACAACUCUUGUAAAGGGCACCUGCUGUAAGUUAAGUCCCACCUCUAACAUGAAUCAGAAUCACCUGGAGGAUUUGUUAAAACCCUGAUUGCAUGGUCCCAUCCCACUGUUUCUGAUUCAAUAGGUCUGUGGUAUGGCCUGAGUAAUUCCAUUUCUAACAGUUCUCACAUGAUGCUGUUGCUGCUGGUCUUGUGACUACACGUAGUAAGCCAUACCCCUACUUCUUGAUAGCCUUGGUAAGUUUUUAAGAGAUGAAGGCAUAGUUUUUUUAAGGCUACUGAUCUCAUAUUUCUUAUGACAUCUGGAGAAAAGUGAGCACCCUAGAUAGGAGUUAGUUGAUGAAGAUAUAUUUUUUUUCUAUCACUGCCUUUUCACAGCAGCAAAUCAGGCAUUUUCCUUAUUAAAGAAGCUGUAUGUAGCAACUGUCAUAUCCUAGGUGCACCCCAUGACAAUAUCUGCCUUUUAAGGAAAAUGGACUAAAGCAAGUUUUGUUUUGUUUUGUUUUCUCUAAGGUUUCUGGUCCUCAUACCGUGUGGUUGAGUGAAAUCAAAACUUCCACGAUAGCAAUGCUGAUUGGACAAAGAAUGUGUUGUGGACACAAAACCAAACUCUGGAGGACAGAGGAUUCAUUCCAAGGGUCUGCUUGUAUUCAAUGACUGGUCUACGUGGGGGUGUGAAGUCCCCUUACUCCACCUGUGAAGAGUCAUCCCAGUUUCAGACCCCCCUCCCCAGCCUCCUGUUAUUGGCUAAGGCCAUUUUGUGACUACACUGCAGACGGAGUUUCACUCUUGUUGCCCAGGCUGGAGUGCAAUGGCAUGAUCAUGGCUUACUGCAACCUCCGCCUCCUGGGUUCAAGCGAAUUUCCUGCGUCAGCCUGUGGUGUAGCUGGGAUUACAGGUGCCUGUCACCACUCCCAGCUAAUUUUUGUAUUUUUAGUAGAGACAGGGUUUCACCAUGUUAGCCAGGAUGGUCCUGAACUCCUGACCUCAGGUGAUCCACACACCUCAGCCUCCCAAAGUGCUGAGAUUACAGGUGUGAGCCACCGUGCCGGGCCAACCCCACUCUUAUGAUGUAUCUUUCCUCCCAGUCAGCCAGGGUUGAUGGUUGGUUAUAUCUUCAACUGCCAGGUAAUACAGAAACCAUUAGCACCAUCUUGAGCAGUUCUAAAAGGAUCUGUUUUUUGCUCAGCUUAUUAAAAAAACUUAAUAUUAUGAAAAUAUUAGAACAGUACAUGCCAAUGGCACAAAUGGCUCAAUUUUACAAUUUUAUAAAAUAUAACACUCUUCCCAUUAUUCUAGUCAAAAGGCCACUCAUUUUUUGUCCAAAAUAGGUGGCCACUAGCUAUUAAUAAAGAUUUGGUGGCAAUUUUCUUCAUUUCUUUGGAUUUUAUACAUGAAGCAUUAUGAGUAGGCAGAAGAUAGCCAGCAUGUAGUAAGUGUUUAGAGGUAAGUAGCUAGGGUUACGUAGUAAGUAUGCAGGAAGGGACCAUAACACAAUAACCGUCCUAUGAAUUUUGCCUUCAAUGCAAAAAGAAUCCAGUUUCUUAGAGGUGUGAAAAGCUGUUCAGUCAAUUUAGGUAGAGAUGUUUAUCUCUUGGAAAGGAUGAAGUGAGGUUUAAAUAGAACAAAGGACAGGAUUCCGUUGACUAAUAAAUCAUGUAACUUUAGUCUACAUAAGAGAGGUAAGCAUACAUUGUUUUAGUGAAAUUUAUUCCAAGUUAUGUUUCAAUAUAAGCCUUACACAAAAUAAAAUAUAGAUCCUUGGAGAAAAUUUAAUUACUCUAAGUAAUUAACUCUAAGAUGAACAAUGCAGUUACCAAUCUGUAUGAAAACAUUUGGGAUCAAAGUGAAUUUAUUUUGAAAGCACUGAGAAAUGAAUUCUUAGCUGGUGUAUUAUUCAGUGUAUCAGAUCUUUUUAAAAAAGUAAUAGUUCCUAAUCCACUCUCAUUACUUUAGACGGAGGAAUGAGUAUCCGAGAAAGAGGCUAGAUGAAAUUGGAAAGAAAUAAGCAUAUUUCCGGACUCAAUGGUGGGAUUUGAGGAGACAUACUUUGAAGGACCCAUUUGUGCCUAGUAGAGGGGGAAAAGAAAGAUAAUACAGUCUGUGGAUGGGAUAGAGAUCAGGAGCAGAAAUAACUAAAAUAAUAAAAAUGUACCUGAAAUGCC